Molecule: messenger RNA, 831 nt
Organism: Maudiozyma barnettii
Lineage: Eukaryota; Fungi; Ascomycota; Saccharomycetes; Saccharomycetales; Saccharomycetaceae
Gene: CAP2
Product: F-actin-capping protein subunit beta
Exons: 1
Coding region: 1-831 (276 amino acids)
Biological process (GO): actin cytoskeleton organization; cell morphogenesis; barbed-end actin filament capping
Cellular component (GO): actin cortical patch; cytoplasm; F-actin capping protein complex
Molecular function (GO): actin filament binding
Source: RefSeq, a predicted model, not a curated record
AUGAGCUCUGAUGAAAAAUACGAUGCUGCUUUGGAUUUAUUACGCCGUUUGGAUCCAACUAAAGUAAAGACAAAUCUACAAAACUUGAUCAGUUUGGAACCUUCUUUGGCCGAAGAUCUAUUAUCUUCAAUCGAUCUACCACUCACGAUCAAACAAGAUACAAAGGCCUCCAAUCGUGAAUUUUUAUGUUGUGAUUACAAUAGAGACAUGGACUCUCAUAGAUCGCCUUGGUCAAAUGAUUACUACCCACAAUUAAGUGCAGAGGACCUCGCAGAAAGUCCCUUUCCAAGUGAGAAGUUAAGAGAAUUGGAAAUCAUUUGUAAUGAUUCCUUUGACGUUUAUAGGGAUUUAUAUUAUGAAGGUGGUGUCUCUAGUGUCUACUUGUGGGAUUUAGAUGAGGAAUCUGAUUUUGCAGGCGUGAUCCUUUUCAAAAAGAGUAACAGUAGUUCCAGUAGUUGGGAUAGUAUCCAUGUGAUAGAGGUUACUAACUCUGGUAAUGCGGAUUUUAAUUAUAAAGUUACUACAACCAUCAUCUUACAAUUAGAUAACCAUGUAACUUCAGAAUUAAAAUUGUCUGGUAAUUUAACAAGACAGACAGAGCGAGACAUUAGAGUAGAUACUAAUAAGGAUGAUCAAUUACGUAUUGCUCAUAUUACUAACCUAGGCACUUUAAUUGAAGACGUAGAAUCUCAAAUGAGAGAUAUGCUGGAAACUGUAUAUUUUGAAAAGACAAGAGAUAUCUUUCAUCAAAAUAAAAAUAGUUUAAUAUCGAAGAAUGAAUCUGGAAAGAAUGCUCAAGCUGAAAUUGUUAAGGGCUUACAAAAUUUGUAA